Molecule: messenger RNA, 981 nt
Organism: Aspergillus puulaauensis
Lineage: Eukaryota; Fungi; Ascomycota; Eurotiomycetes; Eurotiales; Aspergillaceae
Product: pectate lyase family protein
Exons: 3
Coding region: 1-981 (326 amino acids)
Molecular function (GO): pectate lyase activity
Source: RefSeq, a predicted model, not a curated record
AUGAGAUUUACUACUUUUGCCCUACUAGCCGCUGUGGCUAUUGCUUCACCUACCAAGGAGCUCACCAGCCGCGCUGAGUUGGCUCGCCGCCAGGCUACCGAGAGCUGUACAGUUGGAUACUGCACAGAAAAUGGUGGCACUACUGGUGGUGCCGCCGGUGACACCGUUACUGUUACCGACUUGGAUAGCCUGACCGAAGCCGCCGAGAGCGAGGGCGCAUUGACGAUUAUCGUCUCUGGUGAAAUUUCAGGCAGCGCGAAGAUCCGCGUUGCAGCGGACAAGACCAUCUACGGUGAAUCUGGAAGCUCCAUUACUGGCAUCGGAUUCUACAUCCGUCAGGUCAGCAACGUUAUCAUGCGUAACCUGAAGAUCGGCCAGGUCGAUGCUGACAACGGCGAUGCCAUUGGAAUCGACGAGUCCACCAAUGUGUGGGUUGACCACUGCGAUCUCUCUGGGGAUCUCGAUGCUGGCAAGGACGACCUGGAUGGUCUUGUUGAUAUCAGCCACGCCGCUGACUGGAUCACGAUUUCCAACACCUAUUUCCACGACCACUGGAAAGCCUCGCUGAUCGGCCACUCCGACAGCAACGCCGACGAGGACGAAGGAAAACUGCACGUCACAUACGCCAACAACCACUGGUACAACAUCAACAGCCGUACCCCAUUGAUCCGCUUCGCCACAGUCCACAUCAUCAACAACUACUGGGACAGCCUGCUACUGACCGGCGUCAACUGCCGCAUGGACGCGCAAGUCCUGAUCCAGAGCUCUGCAUUCGUCAACUGCCCUGACGAGGCUAUCUUCUUUGCUGACUCGGACUACACUGGCUAUGCGGUUGUUGACGAUGUUGACUUGGGCGGUUCGUCUAACUCGGUUCCUGAGGGGACUCUGACUACGGGUUCUCUGCCGUAUGAGGCGAUUGAGGCGCUUGGGUCUGACCAGGUUGCCAGCACUAUUCCCGAGACUGCUGGUCAGAAGCUGUAA